This is a messenger RNA of Zingiber officinale, 384 nucleotides long. RefSeq names its product myosin-9-like. The record is from RefSeq and is a predicted model, not a curated record. The transcript is spliced from 4 exons. NCBI's taxonomy places the organism in Eukaryota, Viridiplantae, Streptophyta, Magnoliopsida, Zingiberales, Zingiberaceae. The coding region runs from base 48 to 290 and encodes 80 amino acids.
AUUUAUGCCCAGUUCUUAGCAUACAACAGUUAUACAGAAUCAGUACUAUGUACUGGGAUGACAAGUAUGGCACGCAGAGUGUUACAUCAGAGAUCAUUUCAAGUAUGAGACUUGUGAUGGCCGAGGGUUCAAAUAAUUCUUCCAAUAAUUCUUUCUUGUUAGAUGAUGAUUCCAGCAUUCCAUUUUUGGUCGAUGAUAUCUCAAAGUCAAUGACAGAAAUAGAUAUAGCAGAUAUCGAUCCACCGCCUUUCCUUUGUCAGAGUUCGGGCUUUGCAUUUUUGGCACAAUGAAAGUAGCAAAUGUUACCCUCCUGUUUAUCCACUGCUAAUCCCCCUGUGCCUGUGCAUAAAUUUCUGCCUUCCAUCCUGUCCAUAUCAUCAAGUA